Messenger RNA from Microcebus murinus (gray mouse lemur), 2433 nucleotides. It is a transcript of the gene ZNF875, whose product is annotated as zinc finger protein 875. The record is from RefSeq and is a predicted model, not a curated record. NCBI's taxonomy places the organism in Eukaryota, Metazoa, Chordata, Mammalia, Primates, Cheirogaleidae. Gene Ontology annotation, biological process: regulation of transcription by RNA polymerase II. Gene Ontology annotation, molecular function: DNA-binding transcription factor activity, RNA polymerase II-specific; RNA polymerase II cis-regulatory region sequence-specific DNA binding; zinc ion binding.
GUGGAGCGUUGGCAUAAGGAGCACUUCCGGUCGCUGGGGUUGGCCAGUUAAGCUGGCUGGUGGGUCCCGGAGCAGGCCUGCCUGCUGGGGUCUUUCCCGCACCCCUGCACCUGGUUACCCGCCCCUCGGCCUCGGCGUCUGCACCGUGCCCCCGAGUUCCAUCUAUCUUCUGAGGCUUUGCCCUUCUCCAAGGAGAGCACUCAGGAGACCAGGAAAAUGGCCACGGGGCUCCUGAGAGCCAAAAAAGAGGUGUUCGUGGCGUUCAGGGAUGUGGCUGUGGACUUCACCCAGGAGGAGUGGAGGUUGUUGAGCCCUGCUCAGAGGACGCUGCACAGGGAAGUGAUGCUGGAGACCUAUAACCACCUGGUCUCACUGGAAAUUCUGUUUUCCAAACCAAAACUUAUUACUCAGCUGGAGCAAGGAGAAGAGCCCUGGAGGGAGGAGAGAAAAUGUCUGCUGGACGUCCGUCCGGCAGGAUCAAAGCCAGAAACUCAACUUUGUCCCUCCUCCCCUCUGAUAUUCUCCAGUCAGCAAGCCCUCAGCCAACAUGUGUGGCUGAGUCAUCUCCCUCAACUGUUCUCAAGCUUAUGUGCAGGAAAUCCUCUCUGUCCAGGAAAAAACUAUCCAGAAGAUCAGAAACAACAGCAAGAUCAAUUUCUUGAUCAAUCAUGCUUGAGUGACAAAGCAGAAAUUCAAGAGAGAGAAGUCGACUCCAAACCCCUAUUUGGGAAAGUAAGCGAAAGUGGCACUUCAAAGGCAUCCUCCAGCCCACCUGAAGAACAGCUGGUAAGGUCCAAGGAAGACAGCACAGUGGUGGAUAUAGGGCCCAAGCCAGAACAGAAGGCAGACCUUGAGGAAACAGAUAAAUUAUUGCAUGAUUUAGAAGUCUCAGGAUUUGGAGCAAUCAAAUAUGAAGAGUUUGGGCGUGGCUUUAUCAAGGACCCAAACCUACUUGGCUUCCAGAAGACACACACAGGGGAGACAACUUACAUGUACACUGAGUGGGGACAGAGCUUCAGCAGUAUGUCAGUGCUCAUCAAAAACCCAAGGACACACUCUGGGGAAAAGCCUUAUGUGUGCGGGGAAUGUGGGCGAGGCUUUACCUGGAAGUCAAACCUCAUCACACACCAGAGGACACACUCAGGGGAGAAGCCUUAUGCGUGCAAGGAUUGUGGACGAGGCUUUACUUGGAAGUCAAACCUCUUCACACAUCAGCGGACACACUCGGGGGUCAAGCCUUACAUGUGCAAGGAAUGUGGGCAGAGCUUUAGCCUGAAGUCAAACCUCAUCACGCACCAGAGGGCACACACUGGGGAGAAACCUUACGUUUGCAGGGAAUGUGGGCGUGGCUUCCGCCAGCAUUCACACCUCAUCAGACACAAGAGGACCCAUUCAGGAGAGAAGCCCUAUGUUUGCAGGGAGUGUGAGCAAGCCUUUAGCCAGAAGUCACACCUCAUCAGACACUUACGGACACACACAGGAGAGAAGCCUUAUGUAUGCACAGAAUGUGGGCGUCACUUUAGCUGGAAAUCAAACCUCAAGACACACCAGAGGACACACUCAGGAGUUAAACCUUACGUGUGCCUGGAGUGUGGGCAAUGCUUUAGCCUGAAGUCGAACCUCAACAAACACCAGAGGUCACACACGGGGGAGAAGCCAUUCGUAUGCACAGAAUGUGGGCGAGGCUUUACCCGGAAAUCAACCCUCAUCACACACCAGAGGACACACUCAGGGGAGAAACCCUUUGUGUGCAGAGAGUGUGGGCGAGGCUUUAAUGAUAAAUCGACCCUCAUCUCACACCAGAGGACACAUUCAGGGGAAAAGCCUUUCGUGUGCAGGGAGUGUGGUAGAAGGUUUAGGCAGAAGCCAAACCUGUUUAGGCACAAGAGGGCACACUCAGGUUCCUGUGUGUGCAGGGAGUGUGGGCAAAGCUUUUGUGAUAAGUUAACUUUCAUUAAACACCAGAGGGCACACUUAGGGGGGAAGCCUCAUGUGUGCAGGGAGUGUGGGCAAGGCUUUAGCCGGCAGUCACACCUCAUUAGACACCAGAGGACACAUUCGGGAGAGAAGCCUUACAUUUGCAGAAAGUGUGGGCGGUGCUUUAGUCGGAAGUCAAACCUCAUCAGACAUCAGAAGACACACUCAGGAUAGAGACUUUGUGUGUACAAGGAGGAUAGUAAAGCCUUGAGCCAGGAGUCACACUUCCAUAGACACCAGAGGACACACACACAAGGCUGUGGCUUUAAGUCAGCCAUUGCUAGAUACCAAAGUGGAGAUAUCUUAUGUGUGAUGGUGUGCAUGAGCCUCCAUUGGUAAGUGUCAUACCUUCAGUCCACCUGAAAGAGAAUUCCUGGCCAGGAGCUCUGCCUUUCCCCAGUGGGCAUGAUGGGUUGUCGAAGGUCUGUCAAGUAAUUCGAUGGAGGGAGAUCAUAU